Messenger RNA from Patella vulgata (common limpet), 3879 nucleotides. RefSeq names its product mucin-2. NCBI's taxonomy places the organism in Eukaryota, Metazoa, Mollusca, Gastropoda, Patellidae. Bases 166 to 3336 code for a protein of 1056 amino acids. The transcript has 11 exons. The record is from RefSeq and is a predicted model, not a curated record. Gene Ontology annotation, cellular component: nucleus; cytoplasm; CCR4-NOT complex. Gene Ontology annotation, molecular function: poly(A)-specific ribonuclease activity. Gene Ontology annotation, biological process: nuclear-transcribed mRNA poly(A) tail shortening.
UAAAUUUUCAGUUGUGGCCAGAAGAAGAACCCGCGAAUUUACUUCAAUUUAGAUUUGUUUUCAAUUUAAUUUGUCUUGUUUUGACUUGGGAAACUAACUUCAAGUUUGAGUACCCUUCAAUAAAUGGAUAAAUAACUAUCACCAGUAACUAUAGAUGCAAUUGAAAUGCCUCGUUUAACGAGAAAUGCUCUUAAUACAGAGAGUCCUGAGCCAACAAGACGUAGUUCCAGGGCAUCCACUCAAGCGUCAUCUACCAGCUCUCAAGCUACUCCGCCACCAGCUCCCAGGGGUAGAAGUAGAAGUAAAAGAGGAGCAACUGGGGAUGCAGGUGAUGGAGAAGAGAAACCAGUUGAAAAACCAGAAACUGAGAAGUCAGGGAGAGGAAGAAGUCAAUCUCGUAAAAAAGUUGAAACUAAUGUUGCGGAGGAGCAAAAACCACGUGGUAAGAAAGAAACCCCUCAGACACCUAAGAGGGGAAGAAGUAAGACACCAGGUGGAAGAAAAGGUAAAGCAGCUAAAGUUGAAGAUGUACAGGAACCAGAGGAAGCAGAUGAAGUUGGAGAUGUAAAAGAAGAGUUAGAUCUAGAACCAGAACCAGUUGAAAAGGCCAAAAGACGCACUAAAGCCAAGGCACCUUUUGAAGACAGUCCAAAGCCUCCUAUAACAACUUCCCCAACUAGUAGGGGUAGAAGAGGCAGGCCAUCCAAAGGAGGGUCGCCUGCAACAAGCACACCACCUGCUAAAACUGCCUCAAGGAGGGGGCGAAAAUCAGAUGUCCAACCUGAUACAGACAUUUCAGUUCCUGAAUUGGUAGCACCUAUUACCAAAGGUGAUGAAGUUGUAGCUGUUACAAAAGCUGAAGAAGUUGUAGCUGUCACAAAAACUGAAGAAGUUGUAGCUGUCACAAAAGCUGAAGCAGCUGUAGUAGCUGCCACAAAAGCUGAAGCAGCUGUAGUAGCUGUCACAAAAGCUGAAGAAGGUGUAGCUGUCACAAAAGCUGAAGAAGUUGUAGCUGUUACAAAACCUGAAGAAGUUGUAGCUGUCACAAAACCUGAGGAAGAGACUUCAAGUCCAGAGGUUUCAAAGACAUCAACACCAUUUAAAUCUUCAGAAACACAUCAGACUACAUUACAGCCUGAACCAAAAACAUCAUCAAGUCCUGUAAAGAAACCAGAUCUGCCCUUAACAGAGAAAGAACAUAUGCCACAUCCUUUUGUAGAACCAAUCACACCUGAAUCAGAAACAGCUGAACCAGAACCAACUCUUCCUAGUCCAGCCAUUGAAGAUGUAUCACCAAUGGAGACCGAACCUGUUGUCCUUGUACCAGCCCCUGUACCAGCGACUACUACUCAAGCUGAUCAAACUCCAUCUUCCGGCGGGACUAAAAGAAAACUGGAAGAAGCUGAUGGUGAUGAAGUAGAUGAACCCAGCUCUAAGCGACAAAAUAUUGUCAGUGAAGAUCAAUCAAAUGAAGCCAUGCCAGCAAUGACAACUGAUGUUGAAAUGUUUGAACCUGCACCAAUCAAACCAGAUGUUAAUACACUAAUCAAACCAGAUGACAGAACAUCAGCUAUACCAACACAAUCAGAACCAGUUUCACAAUCAUCAUCCCAAACAUCAGAAGCUGAAGCGAAAACUGAUGUUGAGGACUUCGUAAUAAUUUCUCAUGCAGAUGUUCCUCCAGCCAAUAGUCAAGAGAUUCAAAAAUCACUUCCAAACUCUCAAGUUGAAUCUACUGUCUCUGUUCCUGUAAAAACACCUGUAGCUCGAGUUUCCUCAGCUUCAGAAGUCAGUACAUCUGAAGCAGAGGCAGCUCCUAGUCUUCCAGUGAAAUCAGCUUCAACUGAAGCGGCUGUUUCUAGCCAGAUGGACUUUCCCUCAAUUCAGACUUCUCAAAAUCCAAUGGUAGAAGAUGUAUCACCUGUAGAAAGCAGUAUGGAUUCAAAUAUUGGCAGUUAUGGGGAUGACAAAGAAGCUGUAGCACCACAGGCAUCUGCCGCUGAUUCUAACGUAUCAUCACAGAGUGCAGAAGUGGAUAUAAACACACAUCUAGAGCCUGUGACAGAUUCCAAUGCCAAUGAAGCCAUCCCCCAACAAAACAAUUCAUAUAAUUGUCAGCCUGUAUCUCAACCCAUAGUCAGUCAAUCAGAACCGGUCACCAGUAGUCAAGCGACAAGUAAUGGAGUGAACAAUACAACAAACCUUUCAACUUCUCCUAAAAAGACAAUCGAUCACUUUGAACCAAAGCUGGCGCCAACCAGUGCAUUUUUAAGUAACUUCAGUAGCGAUAUCUUCCAUAGACAUUACUUGUCGAACCCUGCUCUAACCUCACCCGUAGAUAAAUCCCGCCAGUUUAGUCUCGUCUCAUAUAACAUACUAGCUGAUUGUGCUAUGAAAAAAGGUGAUUACAGCUAUACGGAAGAGAAAUAUUUAGAUCAAACGUAUAGACAUAAUCUAUUAAUUAGAGAACUCAAGUCAUUAGAUGGAGAUAUUGUUUGCCUCCAAGAAGUCAACCCAAAUUAUUUCAACACGUUAUUAAAACCUGAAAUGGAAGGGUUGGGUUAUAUAGGAUCUAUGCAUAAAAGAUGUCAGGAUUCAUUUGAUGAAGGAGAAGCAACAUUUUAUAAAUCUAGCAGAUUUUCUCUAGAAGAACAGAAAGGUUAUUCUUUAAAAGAUCUAGCUGAUCGUGAAGUAUUAGCUGGUGGAUUAAGUGAUGAGGUACAAACAGCUGUAAGAAAGUAUUUAGAUAGAGCUGACGUCCUUCACUUAUCUCGUCUCAGGUGUUUACAUACAGGAAAGAUCAUCACUGUUGGGAAUAUUCAUGUGGUGUGGAAUAAUUUUAAAAGUCCAGAUGUUCAGUGUAUUCAGAUUGCCAGUGCUGUAAAGGAAAUAGUUAGUAAAGCUGGUAAUGAUACAUCACCAUUCUUGUUCUGUGGAGAUUUUAACAGUGAAAUAACCAGCCCAGGAUAUCAACUAGCCAGGGAUGGUUAUCUAUCAGAUACUAACAUACAAAAAUUACAAUCACUUGAAAACCUAGAAACAACUGAUGGAUCAAAGUCUUUGCUGAAUCAUUUAUGGAGAGCAUUCCAGCACACAGCUUCAAAUUUGAAGAGUGCUUACUGUACUGUCCAGGGUCAAGAACCAACUCUCACAUCAUUUACAGCCUUUAUGCAUUCUGCUGUAGAUUAUAUUUUCUACAAUGGCAAUAGUUUAAAUGUAGAUGGCGUCUUACAAGUGGUACAUGAACAAGUGAUUGAAAAGACAUGUGGCAUGCCCACUGCUCAGUUCCCUUCAGAUCAUGUCUCAUUAAAAGCUGUGUUCAAUUUCAAGGAAUAAGUACAGGUUAAUUAAUACUUGAGGAACAUUAGGAGUUGAUGCUAUGUGUUUCUACUGUAAGAAAAAAUACUAGAAAAAUUUCAUUCAUUUAAACCACCUAUAAAUAAUCAUAUUAUCAUUUUAAUCACCAACACAUAAAAUGUGCAGUAUAUAUUAUAUAUAAUAUAUUAUAGAAUAUAUUCACAGCUAUUGUUUAGUUUUGUCUAAUUUUAACUAAGUGGUGGCGUCGACUGAUUUAGACACUGUUUAUUGCUCCUAACUUUGUUUCAUUUUGCUUUUUUUAAUUGAAUGUUAAAAGCUUUUUAGCAAUAAGAAUAUAUUUUAUGUGUAUGACUUUGUUAAUUGUUUCUGCAUUGAUUAUAAUUGUUUAAUAUCUUGUUUAUGGUUCAAUUAUAUUGCAUAUUUAUGUUGUAUACUGUUGUAUUAUUAUAUAAAAAAUAUGCUUUUUAAAUUUCACUUAAUUAUGCCUAAUACAGAAAUUGUAAAUAAUUAUUAUUGUACAACAGUCAAAAUCGAUCGAAAAUAAAAUUUAUUGGCAAGAGA